Messenger RNA from Linum tenue, 486 nucleotides. The record is from the annotation of a GenBank genome assembly. Lineage: Eukaryota; Viridiplantae; Streptophyta; Magnoliopsida; Malpighiales; Linaceae.
UUUCACACAAAUAUCUAUCCAGCGGUGGAAUAAGCUGCAGCCAAGCUCAGAGUGGAAAACAGAGCAAAGAACUGAGCCAAGAUGCAGAAGCAGCUACCUAUCAACACAGCAAUUCUCGCCUUCCUCUGCUCCUUCACCGUCAUCUCAAACGCCCAGUCGUUGCCGCCGGCCUGGGCCGAUGGGUUCGUCUACGAAAACGGGCCGGUGGGUCCGAACCCAAUUGUGAUCGAGGCGUUCUUCGACCCGGUUUGCUCCGACAGCAGAGACUCGUGGGCGCCUCUCAAGCUAGCUUUGACCCACUACGGCUCUCGCGUCUCCUUGCUCCUUCACCUGCUCCCUUUACCGUACCAUGACAACGCAUAUGUUGCUUCUCGAGCUCUGCAUAUCGCAAACCUGCUCAAUUCUUCAUCCACAUUUCCGUUGCUCGAGCAGUUCUUCAAGUAUCAGGUGAGAAAUUUUAACGAGUUCUUGAAAUGGUACAUAUGA